This is a messenger RNA of Pelobates fuscus (common spadefoot toad), 1984 nucleotides long. RefSeq names its product clathrin heavy chain linker domain containing 1 (gene CLHC1). The record is from RefSeq and is a predicted model, not a curated record. Bases 144 to 1913 code for a protein of 589 amino acids. The transcript is spliced from 12 exons. Lineage: Eukaryota; Metazoa; Chordata; Amphibia; Anura; Pelobatidae.
AGCAACAAGAUUGAUACAGAGAGACUAAUGUCAAUGGCAGGGACUGGGACAAGGUAACAAUGUUACUCUUCCAGGAUGCAAAGAGUUCUCUGAUAUUAAUAUGAAUUUAAACUGACCGUUUACCAAAAAGGUUAAAGGAAAGCAUGGACCCCCCUCCACGAUUGUCCAAAGCUCCUGUCCUCCCUCCAAUCACUAGUGCCAGGGAUAAAGCCUUCCUGGACAGCACUCAACGCUUUAUUAAGAAAGAAAUUGAAAAACUGUCAGCCGCAGGUCAAUGUGAUGCUGAACAACAAUACAUCAUCUACGGGCAUGUAUUCGAUAAGGUGAUAGAGUAUUGCAGAGAGUAUAAACAGGUUUUCACUGCGAUCAAACAGGAGUAUGAUGAAUUUAUUGAUGCUAUCAAGCAGGGCCAAAGAGAUGCAACUCACCUUCAUGGAAAGCUAAAAACCUUGGCUUCCGAGCCAACAACAUUGAUGUAUUACAGGAAAAGAGCAGCAGAACUCAAAGACAGAAUAGAGAUUAUUGAAAAUAAUUCUCGUGAAAUUGAAAAUCGGAUACAGAAACUUGAAGAUGAGAAGAGGGCAUAUACUGAAUUAGAGAAGUCCGAGCCUCCAGAAGCAACGAUAGACCCUUCUAAGCCCAUCCCAGGCAUGACGAUAGAAGAAUCUCUUGAUCUUGAAGCUCUUGCAAAAUAUCAGAAACAGCUAGAGGACAGAAAGCAAUCCUUGAAAGAUGCCAUGAAAACAAAAUAUGUUCCUACUCAGAUAAAGAAAGAAUUGGAUGAAAAGCUCACCCUUGCCGUGCAGGAAAGAGAUGAAGAAGAGUUAAUAAACAAUAAAUUAAUGGAUAGAUACAGGAAAAGUAGAGUUGCAGCUGACACCAUUUCGUCAUGGGCAAGGUCUGAUAAAAGUAUUUCUCUCCAUGAUGCUUUAUCACAAGCAAUAGCAAAAGAAAGCCAGUUGAAAGAUGACUUGAUUCCUGCAAAUGUAUUUGAUGACACAGAUCCCAGGAAAAUCUCAGAAGGCAAAUCUUUGCUAGAAUAUGUUGAAAGAUUUAAUGACUCAUUGUUAAGCGGUCAGUACAAGGCUGCGGCAUCCCUCGCAGCACACAGUCCGAGAGGAAUUCUUCGAAACGUGGAAACUAUGGAGAGAUUCAAAGCUGCUGAAGACACUGACGGACAUGUUUUCCCUUUGUUAUUAUUCUUCGAAGCCCUUAUGGGCACCAGUUAUUUGGCAAAGCAUCCUGUCAAUGCAACCCUCACACUGGAAGGAGUUAAGUGUGCUUUGUCCUAUGACAAAAUUGAUCUGGUUGUUCACUGGGUUACACAUCAGAGGAUAUCGUUUUCGGAGGCUCUCGGUGAUAUUAUUAAGGAGUACGGGGAUAAAGAGCCAUUCCAGAAAUCCACCUGUCUAGCCUUGGUGCAGUUAAUAUACAGGAAGUGCUCGAGUGUCAGGAAGGCAGCGCUCUGUAUGUGUCUGCAGGACCAGGUACAAGGGGCCCUGGAAUACACCUAUCAAAGCAAACGCUUCUCUUUGGAUGACUAUUUAUUUCUGCUUAAAAACUGUCCUACGGCGGAGCUGAUCCAUGGGUUGACCAGAGAAUGGAAUGGAAAGCCCGCAGUGUUAUCUGUCGGACAGGCUGCGCUUUCUCUGAUCUAUACCGACCACAAGGAGUAUGGAUUUCAGCUGUUAGAAAACAUACACACAUGUGGAGAAAGAGCUUUGGAACAAGUUAUUCUUAAUGACGUAGCCUGUACCCUGGAAGGCUGGGUCGAGAUUGCCGAAGAAUGUUUGAACAAAAACUACAGAUUGUUGUCUGAGAAGAUUCUAUCCAUUGUCACGUCACAGGAUGGCGUUGUGGAGAUUUCGUCCAAGGAUGAGGAUGUAAAAAUUAUGGAGCAUGUUUUCAUGUAAUACUUCCAGAGUGCCAGCAGAGGGCGCUUGUGCACCACUUUGAUUUAUAACAAGACCAGCUUGCUGCCUGA